Molecule: messenger RNA, 177 nt
Organism: Arctia plantaginis
Lineage: Eukaryota; Metazoa; Arthropoda; Insecta; Lepidoptera; Erebidae
Source: the annotation of a GenBank genome assembly
AUGGCGACACAAGUCGGAAUGGUUGCGAAUGAUGUGAAACCGCCAGAAACAAAGUCAAAGCUGGGCAUACGUCAUAUCCAAGUGGCUUUACUAUUCCUUGCGAUGCUCUUCGCAUACAGCAUGAGAGUCAACAUGAGCAUGGCCAUCGUCGCCAUGACAGACACCAAUAAUGAAAAC